AUGAGCUUGCCUCAUCAGAUUGGAGCGAUUUCUGGGACGUCCGUAGCAGCGGAGGUGGGUGGUGUUUCUGUUGAAGCACCGGCGUCGGCUACCGUCAGCGCGGUGUGGAGAACACCUGGUCCUAAUUUACGGGUAUCGGUGCAAAAAACCGGGUCGGAGAUUGACCGUGUGUCGCCAUCUCCGCCAUUGAGUCCCAUUCGUGGCGGCAUGAGGGCGGACCUCACGGUGGCGGCGCAAGCCUUGAUGGAUUCUCCGAUUACGACGGAGAAAUGUACAGAUGAGAGAGAGUAUACUGUGGGCGGAGGCGCGUUGGAAAAAGUGGGUAAAAAGGGGGUUCCGGUGUAUGUGAUGAUGCCGUUGGAUAGUGUAACGUGGAAUCAUACGGUGAAUAGGAAAAAAGCGAUGAAUGCGAGUUUGCAGGCGUUGAAGAGUGCCGGUGUGGAGGGGAUAAUGAUGGACGUGUGGUGGGGGUUGGUGGAGAGGGAGGCGCCCGGUGAGUACAAUUGGGGCGGAUAUACCGAGCUCCUGGAGAUGGCAAAGAAACAUGGCCUGAAAGUGCAGGCAGUGAUGUCGUUCCACCAGUGCGGCGGCAACGUCGGCGACUCUUGCACAAUUCCUCUGCCAAAAUGGGUAGUGGACGAGAUUGACAAGGAUCCUGAGCUUGCGUAUACAGACCAGUGGGGUAGGAGGAAUUAUGAAUAUAUCUCACUUGGUUGUGAUACCCUCCCGGUGCUGAAGGGAAGGACACCUGUCCAGUGUUAUUCUGACUUCAUGCGAUCUUUCAAAGACAAAUUUGAGCACCUCCUUGGUGAUACUAUUGUGGAAAUUCAAGUUGGGAUGGGUCCAGCCGGAGAGCUUCGUUAUCCCUCGUACCCUGAACAAAACGGAACUUGGAAAUUUCCUGGAAUAGGAGCAUUUCAGUGCUAUGACAAGUACAUGCUCAGUAGCUUAAAAGCUGCAGCGGAAGCAUAUGGUAAGCCUGAAUGGGGUUACACUGGCCCGACAGAUGCUGGCCAUUAUAACAACUGGCCUGAGGAUACGAACUUUUUCCGGAAAGAGGGUGGUGGUUGGGAUGGUGAAUAUGGGGAGUUUUUCCUCUCUUGGUACUCUCAGAUGCUUUUGGACCAUGGUGAGAGGAUACUGCAAUCGGUCAAGAGUAUAUUCGAGAAUGAGGGUGUCAAGAUAUCUGUUAAGAUUGCUGGAAUCCACUGGCAUUAUGGAACCCGGUCACAUGCCCCAGAACUCACUGCCGGGUAUUACAACACCCGUUUCCGAGAUGGGUAUCUUCCUAUUGCCCAGAUGUUGGCACGACAUGGUGCUAUAUUCAACUUCACUUGUAUUGAGAUGAGAGACCACGAGCAACCACAGGAUGCUUUAUGUGCCCCAGAAAAACUAGUGAAGCAAGUAGCUUUAGCCACUCGCGAAGCUAAGGUUCCACUUGCUGGGGAGAAUGCACUGCCCCGAUAUGAUGACUAUGCGCACGAACAGAUCAUGCAAGCCGCAGCAUUGAAUGUUGAUGGCGAUGCAGAUGAUAGGGAGAUGUGUGCAUUUACAUAUUUGAGGAUGAACCCAGAUUUGUUCCAACCUGAUAACUGGAGGCGGUUUGUUGCAUUUGUAAAGAAGAUGAGGGAAGGGAAGGACGUGCACCGGUGUUGGGAGCAGGUGGAGCGCGAAGCUGAGCAUUUUGUGCACGUGACUCAGCCAUUUGUGCAAGAAGCUGCGGUUGCACUGAUGCACUAG
Messenger RNA from Fraxinus pennsylvanica, 1740 nucleotides. The record is from the annotation of a GenBank genome assembly. NCBI's taxonomy places the organism in Eukaryota, Viridiplantae, Streptophyta, Magnoliopsida, Lamiales, Oleaceae.